Molecule: messenger RNA, 4520 nt
Organism: Saccostrea cuccullata (small rock oyster)
Lineage: Eukaryota; Metazoa; Mollusca; Bivalvia; Ostreida; Ostreidae
Product: glycine dehydrogenase (decarboxylating), mitochondrial-like
Exons: 25
Coding region: 153-3206 (1017 amino acids)
Biological process (GO): glycine decarboxylation via glycine cleavage system
Cellular component (GO): glycine cleavage complex; mitochondrion
Molecular function (GO): pyridoxal phosphate binding; lyase activity; glycine binding
Source: RefSeq, a predicted model, not a curated record
GUAGAUUAGCCACAUCAUUCCGUAACCCGUUUAAUCUGCUUUCGGACGUCUUGGCACCCGUCCGUAGAACCAAUAUAUUGGCCAAUGAAGAAAAACAAGAAGGAAGAAGGCUGACAGUGACAUAAGCUUGAAUUAUCCACCAAUUUUUCACCAUGUUUCGGAUGCGCCAUUUAUCUGAAUUUGUGAGAAGGAGCAGUGCGAAUGCCCAGUUAUCACUAACUCAUGCAAACAAGAGUUUUGUCAUAGUAAAACGCUGUAGCUCGUCUUUGGAAAAACUUCAUCCAAGACAUGACAACUUUAUUGAGAGACACAUAGGACCAAAUGAAGUUGAAAAGAAAGCGAUGUUAGAUUUUAUUGGCAUGAAGAACAUUGAUGAAUUGAUAAAGAAGUCUGUACCGGCCAACAUUUUACUGGACAGAGAGCUGACGUUAGACGAGCCACUAGGAGAGCUUGAAUUGAUUGAAAAGCUGGAACAAAUGGCAGACAGGAAUGAAGUUUGGAGGAGUUACAUAGGAAUUGGUUACUACAACACAUAUACCCCACACACAAUACUGAGAAAUAUUUUUGAAAACCCUGGAUGGACCACUCAGUACACCCCGUACCAGGCAGAGCUGGCCCAGGGCCGACUGGAGAGCCUCCUGAAUUAUCAAACAAUGGUGGUUGACAUGACGGGACUUCCCAUCGCUAACGCCUCCUUACUUGACGAGGCUACUGCUGCUGCUGAGGCUAUGGGGCUCUGUUACAGACACAACAAGAGACGGAAGUUUUACAUUGAUAAACACUGCCAUCCCCAGACUAUUGGUGUUGUAGAAACAAGAGCCAGUGCGCUGGGGAUUGAAGUGCUCCGGCUGGACUGGAAGGAGAUGGAUAUGUCUAACAGAGACAUCUCUGGAAUCCUGAUCCAGUAUCCAGACACAGACGGACAUGUCCACGACUACAUGGAGCUAGUGGACAACGCUCACGCAAAUGGAACCUUAGUGACCUGUGCUACUGACCUUUUAGCCCUGACAAUGCUGCGUCCCCCAGGGGAGAUUGGAGUUGAUAUUGCUGUGGGAUCCAGCCAACGAUUUGGAAUUCCCAUGGGAUAUGGAGGCCCUCACGCGGGGUUCUUCUCCACCAAGAAUGAAUUUCUCAGACUGAUGCCAGGAAGGAUGAUUGGUGUGACCAGAGAUGCCAACAAUAAAGAAGCCCUCAGGUUAGCUUUACAGACUCGUGAGCAACACAUCAGAAGAGACAAGGCCACCAGUAACAUCUGUACUGCCCAGGCUCUCUUGGCAAACAUGUCUGCCAUGUAUGCUGUGUAUCAUGGCCGACAAGGACUAAAACAUAUCGGCAGGAGAGUUCACAAUGCCACACUCAUCCUGGCAGAAGGUGUGAAAAAGGCUGGCCACGACUUAAAGACAAAGAAUUUCUUUGAUACCAUUAAAUUUGUGCCGAAAAAUGGCCAGAGUGAAAUUAUCCACCGGGCCAACAAACACAAGAUAAAUCUCAGAUAUUACUUAGAUGGCAGUAUUGCAAUAUCUCUGGAUGAAACAGUAGAGAGAGAAGAUUUGAGAGAACUAUUGACCAUUGUUGGUUGUAACACAACUAUGGAAGCUAUCGCGGAGGAACUUGGACCACAUCCUGCCACCAGUAUCGAGGAAACUGGCUUCAGGAGAACGUCGGACUUCCUGUCUCACCCCGUGUUUAACAAAUACCAUUCAGAAACUAACAUAGUGCGCUACAUGAAGCACCUUGAAAACAAAGACCUAUCAUUAGUUCACUCAAUGAUUCCUCUGGGGUCAUGUACCAUGAAGCUGAACAGCACAACAGAAAUGAUGCCCUGCUCCUGGAAGGAGUUUGCCAACAUCCACCCAUUUGUUCCCCUGGAGCAGACCCUAGGUUACAAACAGAUGUUUGAGGAGCUAGAGAGAGAUUUGUGUGAGAUAACGGGUUAUGACAAAAUCUCAUUCCAACCCAAUAGCGGAGCUCAGGGAGAGUAUGCUGGUCUCAGAGCUAUCAUGGCCUACCUCCAUGCAAAAGGGGAUGAUCAAAGAACUGUUUGCCUGAUUCCAACAUCUGCUCAUGGAACUAACCCAGCUAGUGCCCAGAUGGCAGGCAUGAAAAUUCAGCCAAUUAACGUAGAUAAAAAUGGUGCAAUCGACAUGAGACAUUUACGUGCAAUGUGUGAGAAGUACAAGGAUACCUUAGCCUGUCUGAUGAUAACUUAUCCGUCAACGAAUGGUGUCUUUGAUAAAGAAGUCAGGGAGAUAUGUGAUCUCAUUCACAGUCAUGGAGGUCAAGUGUACCUUGAUGGUGCCAAUAUGAAUGCUCAGGUAGGAGUGUGUCGACCAGCUGACUACGGCUCUGAUGUCUCCCAUUUGAAUCUCCACAAAACAUUCUGCAUUCCACACGGAGGGGGAGGCCCAGGGAUGGGACCUAUCGGAGUGAAGAAGCAUUUGGCCCCCUACCUCCCCACCCACCCAGUCAUCCCACCCUAUGGCACCACCGGACCAGAAGCCAAAUCAUUUGGUGUCGUGUCGGCAGCUCCUUUUGGAUCCAGUGCCAUUCUGCCCAUCUCUUGGGGAUAUAUUAAAAUGAUGGGUGCCAAGGGCUUAAGGCAUGCCUCAGAAAUUGCUAUACUGAAUGCUAACUAUAUGAGCAAACGAUUGGAUGGAUAUUACAAGACUUUAUAUAAGAAUGAAGAAGGUUGUGUUGCCCAUGAGUUCAUCAUUGACUGCAGGGAUUUCAAGAAAACUGCCGGCAUUGAGGUGAUGGAUAUUGCUAAAAGACUUCAGGAUUAUGGUUUCCACUCCCCCACCACCUCGUGGCCUGUCGUGGGAACCUUGAUGGUGGAACCCACGGAGUCAGAGGACAAAGAUGAACUGGACAGAUUCUGUGAUGCCUUAAUUGCUAUUAGACAGGAAAUAAAAGAUAUUGAAGAAGGAAGAUAUGAUUCUAAGAUGAAUCCAAUUAAGAUGGCCCCUCAUACACAAGCUGAAGUCAUGUCCUCUCAUUGGGAUCGUCCAUAUUCCAGAGAAGUGGCUGUCUUUCCAGCUCCCUUUGUGACGGCCACUACAAAGUUCUGGCCCACGGUGAGCCGCAUCGAUGACAUUUACGGCGAUCAGAACUUAGUGUGCACGUGUCCACCAAUGGAAAUGUAUUAUGAAUCCCCAUUUGUUGAUGAACUGGCAAAGCAGAAGGAAAAGAAGAAAGCAGCUGCCUGACUUUAGUGGAAAAAAGAAUUCCAGUUUUUAUAUAGAAGAAGAAAAAAAUUUGGAUGAUUAUUCACAGUUUGUUUUCUGAAGAAAAUGCUGUGAUUAAUACUUAACAUGAACAUCUACUCAUUUAGUGGCAUUUUUAAUUUUACAAAGUUUAUACAGUCAGUUCUUAUAUAAGAAAUUAAAUAAGAUGCUGUCCGAUAAUUCAUAGCAAAAGUGAUAAAGCCCCAUCUAAUUUAUUUAUUAAAUAAGCCCCAUAUAAUUAUUUUAUAUGUAAAAGUACAAGAUUAUUCAGGAAAGACUUUGAAUUUAGAGAAGAGAAGUACAUGAACAGUAUUGUACCAGUUCUGACAUACAAACUGUUAUUUGAUUAAUGCUUUAUUUAAUAUUUUUAAAAUAUCUAUGCAUAUACAUGUCUGCAGCUACUAGUACAUGUAUAAGGGCAAAUUUGGGGAAAAAAAAUUGGUGUCAGAGCUGAUUUGUGUUUAAGGACAAAGCGUCUUGUUUUGAUAUUUUGUUGUCUUUAGGAAUUUUCACAGUGGUUGAGAGCACUGCAUGGCCAUUGCAGUUUACAUACAUGUAUGUAAAAUAAAAAUACCAUGUAUUUUAUUGAUCUAUUAUGUAUGUGAGAGUUCAUAAAAUUAUUAUAUCAUUUUAUCAAAGAGAAAACUGUAAAUUUUAUUGUAUAAUGUACAUAUCAACCUCUCAUGUACUUAGAAACUUUGGUAUCUUGAACAUCAUGGAUAUGUCAAAGUUAGUUGGUAAUCCCAGCUACUUCCUCUUUUAUGUAUAUUUUUGCCUCAAUGUCUUAAAACUUCAAAUAUCCCAUACUUUUUUCUCCAUCCAAAAGAUUGACUUUGAAUAAAACCAGUGCUUAUGGACUCUGAGAAAGAUUGACUUGCUAAUGCAAUUUGAGAAAAGAUGAAAAUGCAAAUUUUUUUUUAAGUAUUUCACUUCAUGAAUUUUUUCACCCAACUGUAGAUAAUUUUAUUAAAUUGAAAAUAUUUAAAUAUAUUCUUGUUUUGUCAAAUUGAUCUGUUUGGUGCAAGAAUCUCCCUCAGUAUUUAGAUAUUUUGUUCACCUUAAAAAUGUUUCGAUUUUAUUACUACUUUUUUCCCUAAUUGUAGCUUUAUUUUCAAGUCCUAAUAUUAUACAUGUACAUGAAUUUCAUUUAUGUUUUCUGUUGAAAGGUAUUUUUCUUUACACCAUAAACCAUGUGUCUUUCUACAACUUGAAGUAUUUGUUUAUAAUAAUUGUAUGCAUUUGCAUGUUCCUUUAUAUGUUUAAUGAAAUGGGUAUUACGAUUUUAAUAAAAAAAAU